Molecule: messenger RNA, 2021 nt
Organism: Lampris incognitus (smalleye Pacific opah)
Lineage: Eukaryota; Metazoa; Chordata; Actinopteri; Lampriformes; Lampridae
Gene: ubxn2a
Product: UBX domain protein 2A
Exons: 7
Coding region: 93-848 (251 amino acids)
Biological process (GO): Golgi organization; membrane fusion; autophagosome assembly
Cellular component (GO): cytosol; nucleus
Molecular function (GO): ubiquitin binding
Source: RefSeq, a predicted model, not a curated record
GCUCAGCAGAAGAUCGUCAGCCCUCAGCCUUUAUCGUCUGCUGUCCAGGACCACCAAGAAUACACGCCAACUGAUGGAAAACAAAGAACGUCAUGAAAGACGUAGACACUAUAGGAAGUGAGCAAGACGAAAGCUGGGUUAAGGCUGGAGAGCACGGGGGAGAAGAGGAGCCUCCCAUGAGGCGUAGUUUCUCUGUGGAGGAUCUUCUAGAUGAAGUGGAGAAGAUCUGCAAUGAUGCUUCGGGGACAACAAAGGUUGCGAUGGUGGUGAGGCUGUGGAAGGAUGGCUUCACCGUAAACGAUGAGGAGUUCCGCAGCUACUCUGUACCGGAGAACCAGGACUUCCUGGAAGCCAUAAAACGUGGGGAACUUCCGGCAGAGUGGGAAAGCAGGGCAGAGGAGGAAGAGCUGGAGAUUAAUGUGGAGGAUUUGACUGAAGAAACAUAUGUCCCCAAGAAGAAGGCCUUCCACCCCUUCAGUGGCCGAGGGUACCGGCUCGGCAGUGUUGCCCCCAGAGUGGUGGCCAGAUCUCCAUCUGUACAUGAGGAUGGAGAAUCGCCUCCUAUUCCCAUGGUAACACUGGACCACACCCUCCCUGUCACCUCCCUACAGAUCUGGUUGGCAGAUGGCAGGAGACUGGUGCAGAGAUUUAACCGAUCACAUCGGAUCAGCGAUGUUCAAGAUUUUGUGGCACGCUGCCAAAGGGCCUGUCCACCAUUUAUCCUGACGACAUCUCUUCCCUUCCGAGAGCUCAGUGAUGAAGAACUAAGUCUUGAGGAGGCGGACUUGGCCAAUGCCGUCAUUGUGCAAAGACCCUUGAACACACAGGCUCCCUUUGGCCACUCAUGACCAAAGGGCCCCUUCAUUUAAAUGGCAAACUCCUUUGCCCCAGCGGACCCUCAAACCCCGCCCCCACCUCCAAACACCUUUUUCCCCUGUAAUGCUGCUUCCCUGAUUUAAAAAGGCAUGCUAUAUUUGAGGCAAUACUGUCAAAACGUAUGUCUUUAUUCACACCUAAAUAGGAUUAUCUACCCAAGUACUGGCAAGUCAUAACUACACGCUUGUUUAGUUUUGUGCAUCUUCACCUUCACAGAUGCUGCUGGAUGCCGCUGAUGUCCUAUUGUCACUGCUGGCUUUGUGAGGACAAUGUUAACCUGCAGACACACUUCCACAAAUGGAAAGAUUUUAAAGGCAAAUCAACUCUGUUCCAUACAAAUGGACUUCCAAUGUGUUUAACUAUCUUAUUGCCUGGCCUGUCAAAUACUACAUCUGCUCGUCAUCCACCUUCUUGCUCUUCAUGGUUCAGUCCUUUGCAGACUGUGCACUGAUUGGUAUGGACUCAUUAACAGUGCAAACAAGGGGCUCUAAUGGAUGAGUUUGAAACAAAAGUUUCUAAUUUAGUAAAUUAAUAUUGCUGGGCAAUAUGAAAAAUAUGAGGUUCAUAGGGGAUUUUACAUGAUAUCAAUAUAUAUCACAAUAUCUGCUUACACAUACAAAAAUACCAUGUUUUAGAACCUAACUGAGGUUCAUCACAUUGAACUGUUUGGCAAUAUAAAGUAUAAUAUCAAACAAAACAAAAAAUUCAAAUAAUACUCCCUCAAAUAAUUCUGACCUCAUUUUGUGAGAAAUUUUAGGUAGCAGAGUCUCAUUAUUGAUUUAGACAAAAAACAUGUAUCAUGAUAUAACCAUAUCCGCAUUUCAUCCUAACACAAUACAUUUGAAAGAUAUAUGACAACACUGAAUUACUGCAAAGCCCUGACUGAAAAUGAUCAUUGUGUAUGAUGUCUUGCAUAUCAUAACAGUUGCCUGCAUCACUGAGCUGAGGCAAAGGUGAGAUGACAGCUUGUUAUUAAUGUUAAUGUUUGGCCUGACUGUUCAGACUUUUUGUCAUUUAUCAGCAUUUUGUGAACACUUGCCUUCACUUAAAGGGGACAUAAUUUCAAACACACAUUGUCUUAUUUAAUCUGCAUCUUCUUAAGACAUGGCAUUCAACAAUCCACGAUUAAAAUAUUCUCAAAAACC